GCUGUUAUGGUGACGCUGCGGUCCGGAUAGCGGGAGCGGGUUCUGGUUUCCUUCCCUUCAGCCGGGAGCGGCGGUUCGCGGGGAGCGGCCGGGGGCUGGGAGCCGGGAGCCGGGAGCGGCGGCGAGAUGUCGGCCUCUGCCGUUUACGUGCUCGACCUGAAGGGCAAGGUCUUAAUUUGUCGGAAUUAUCGAGGAGAUGUGGAGAUGUCAGAAAUAGAACACUUUAUGCCUAUUCUGAUGGAAAAGGAGGAGGAGUGCUCUCUGACGCCCAUCUUGUCGCACGGAGCAGUUCGAUUCAUGUGGAUUAAGCAUAACAACCUAUAUCUUGUUGCGACCUCCAAGAAGAAUGCAUGUGUGUCACUGGUGUUCGCUUUCCUCUAUAAGGUGGUUCAGGUAUUUUCUGAGUAUUUUAAGGAACUAGAAGAAGAAAGUAUUCGUGAUAAUUUUGUUAUAAUCUAUGAGCUGCUUGAUGAGUUAAUGGACUUUGGUUACCCACAGACGACAGACAGCAAGAUCUUACAGGAGUACAUCACUCAAGAAGGUCAUAAGCUAGAUACAGGGGCUCCCCGCCCACCAGCAACCGUUACCAAUGCAGUGUCUUGGCGAUCAGAGGGGAUUAAGUAUCGCAAAAAUGAAGUGUUUCUCGAUGUUAUUGAAUCUGUCAACCUACUGGUCAGUGCUAAUGGAAAUGUAUUACGUAGUGAAAUAGUGGGCUCCAUCAAAAUGCGAGUGUUCCUAUCGGGAAUGCCAGAGCUGAGACUCGGUCUAAAUGACAAAGUAUUGUUUGAGAACACAGGCCGAGGGAAAAGCAAAUCUGUAGAGUUAGAAGAUGUGAAAUUUCACCAAUGUGUACGGCUAUCGCGAUUCGAAAACGACAGAACCAUAUCCUUCAUUCCACCCGAUGGAGAGUUUGAGUUGAUGUCUUACCGUUUAAAUACACAUGUCAAACCUCUAAUUUGGAUUGAGUCUGUGAUCGAGAAGCAUUCCCACAGUCGGAUUGAGUACAUGAUUAAGGCCAAAAGUCAGUUCAAACGUAGAUCGACAGCCAAUAAUGUUGAGAUUCACAUUCCAGUCCCAAACGAUGCAGAUUCACCCAAGUUUAAGACCACGGUGGGAAAUGUGAAGUGGGUGCCAGAAAGCAGCGAAAUAGUGUGGUCGAUCAAGUCAUUUCCGGGUGGGAAGGAGUAUCUGAUGAGAGCACACUUUGGGCUUCCUAGUGUGGAAGCUGAAGACAAGGAGGGGAAGCCCCCCAUCAGUGUGAAGUUUGAAAUUCCCUAUUUUACCACGUCAGGGAUACAGGUUCGCUACUUAAAGAUCAUUGAAAAAAGUGGCUACCAGGCCUUGCCGUGGGUUCGUUAUAUUACUCAGAAUGGAGACUACCAGCUACGGACACAGUGAAGCAAGAUGGCAGCUGAACAUUGACUGGGAGAAGAGAUCCAAUUCAGUGGAUUGUGUAAAAGUGUUAAGUGUAUUCAUCAUGUUUCAGGUCACUGUCAGAGCAAUGACUUUCAUGAAGAAGGUAAAGCAUGUUAAAUGCACUCAUUCAUGGACUGAAAGGAAAACAGGCACGGUUUGUCCCCUUAUCGCUACCCCUCCAUCCCGAUGCCAGCGCCAAAUCUUCCCCUUGCUCCUUGGUCCCUAUGAAUAGGUAGACUAAGUUUUUCAACUUUCUCUCUGAGCACCUGAACAUCAGCCUGAACUUCAGCUUGAACUUUGAGUGCUCAUUUUGAAUGUUCUUGAUGGGUUCAAACUUUGUUCUCUUUGCUCAGCAGUUGUGUAUUGAUGCGAGUGGGAUUUUCAUUGCCUGAAAGUUAUGCUCUAUGUGUAUUGUUUUGUCUCGAUCCCCAAGUGCUGAAUUAAAAUCGAACACCCAUAGUCAUGAUGGUCUCCAAGGGGAGUUGCCAUUUCUUUAAACCCCAUUUAAUGUUAGGCAGGCACAAAGGAAAAUCACCCACAAAACUAAGAAGAGCACAUAUCUGUCCUCACAAGUAUGAAAAUGUGCUCCAGGUUUCCUCCAAGUAUUUGUUUUGUUGUAGAACUACAACAAUAUUCAUAGUUAUUAUGCAACAGCUAUCCCCUGAAGUUUAGGAGCUGGCAUUACUUUCCAUUUGUUGGAGCCCAUUCAAAUUGGCCAAUAGACAGUGGACUUUGAAUUCUGCAAUCUGUUUCCCACGCCAACUGCCGCAAUGAAUUGCAGCUACCCGGGGCAGACCCACUUCACCGCAGAAUGACCAGUGCUUUCCUCUCUCAGUCUCUUUCUUUCUCUCUCUCGCUCGCUAUUUCACUUGCUAUCUCUCUCUCUUGCACUCACAUUCUCUCUUCCUCGGUCCCCUCUCCCAGUGUUGCUCCCUAUAGCGCUCUCUCUCUCUCGCACUCUUGCUCACGCUCUCUCUCGCUCGCACACUCUCGCACUCUCACUCGCGCUCUCUCUCUCUCUCACUUGCACGCUCGCACUCUCUCUCUCUCUCUCUCUCUCUCCCGCUCGCACGCUCUCUCAGUCCUCUCUCUCUCUUCCUCGGUCCUCUCCCUCCCAGUGUUGCUCCCCAUAGCGCUCGGUCUCUCUCGCUGUUCCUCUGUCCCCACCCCCCAGUGACACUCCCCAUCACACCCCUUUUCUGCCCAUCAGGUCUGCCUGUCAAUAUCCAAUAUCCAAGCCCUGCCCAUCCUUAUCUCCAGGAAAGAAGUGAAUUAAUUUUGAUUUUAGAAGAAAGCAGUAUUAAAUUUAUUUUUGUCGUACCAUUAACACUGCUGUGUGCAUCCACAGUCAGGACAAUGCCAUCCUGCUGAGAGCUGAUUGUGGACUCUUUCUCAGUACAAACCAAUAAUAGAUCUAAACCAAAGGCCCUUAAACAACAGGGAACACCAGCUGGCUCAGAUAGCAGGUCAUUUCAAAGGAAAUGUUGUCAACAGUUGUAUCUUUUGUAUGUUACUGUGUUUUUAGUUAUAUAUGUGUCUAAUACUGUAUAGAAUGUUUAAAGACAGUGUUAGAAAGGGUACUAUUGAUCAGCAGAUCUGAUCAUUGAACCUUAAGGGUACUAUUGCUGGGCUAGACUGCAUUAUCCAGCACCACCAUGACUGUGCACAAGACUGGCCAUGGAAGCAGGGAUCCACUAAGUUUGCGAUUCCUCUGCUAGCUGAAUAGCCAACUUGAGGCCGCACUUGGGUGAGACAAUGGCAAGCUGCUGCUGGUGUAGCACCGUGAGCCAGCACUGAUCAGUAUGUGCUACCUUGUGAAAACAAACAUAGGCAUGGGGAUGUUGGGAUAUUACCAGCCUCUGCUCAGAUACCCUCCACAGGCACAGCUUUUCGAUACUCAUCCACUUACAAUGCUCUGGAAGGCUCUCUGUCCUUGAAGGAAUUAACCCUGUAAAAGCAAAAUCUUCCCGAGAAUUGGAAAGGAAAGGGAAGAAUCACUUUUGAUGUCAGGAGGUGUAUGUGUAUUUCUCAAUAGUGUGUUUGUAAAUCUUUGUCCUUGAGUGUUAGUCAAAGGUGUCCUUCAGCAAGUUGGCAGCACUGAGGCAGAGAUGUGCUCGGUGCUGCAUCUGGUGGUGACCUUGAGCCGUAAGGGAUAGGUAUACCUGUGGCCAAGUGCAACGCACUCCAAAGCAACCUGGAGGGAUAGUGAAAGUCUCAGGACACCGGGAGCUAUAUGUAUCGAGCCUCUGCCUCCAGCAUUGGAGUAUUUUGAUCUGGUCUACAUAUAAUUAUUUUAUUCCUAUUCCUUUUAUUAAAAAACUAUAUCAAAAAGAAUUUCUUUAGAGUCCUACAAUUUUCCUACAAGUUGUUUUUGUUUUUUUUUCUUGGGGUGACAUCUUUACCCAAGACCAUGAAGCCCCAAACUCUGCUAUCCUUAAACCUGCCCUUGAAUGUCAUUGCAGAGUGGGGCAGUCAACUUUCAGCUGCUGCUUCUCACUGCAGGUGGUAGCUGUUUGGUAAAAGAUUCCUUUGUAUGAACUGCUGUUUUCCUUUACUUUCUGCACCCGGAGUGAGCCAAAGGUGCAUCCACAGUGCCAAUUCUUGUUGCUGGCUGGUAAUUGGAUUGGCCAUUCCUACAACAGUAAUGCCACAAGGCAAUGAAUGUCAAUGUGUGAUUCCAUAUUUUCUAAAGGAAAAAUCAGGCAGCAUCACUGGCCCUGCAGACUUCAGGAUGAACAUGGAUAUAUGUUAGCACUGCUUGGAAUGUGAGGCGGCUCUGUGGUAGUCAAUGGAUAAUUUGUUAGCACUGAAUGCCAUGCCUCAUAAACCCUGCAGCUUUGUUUAGUUCCACUUUUGUGUGGUGGAUCACCAGAGAAAUGAGGGGCUCUUCUGGUGAUCUCUUCAUCUCAUUUGAACUCUGUUAAUUCUAAAGAAACCAUUUUGUGUGUUGACUAUCCUGUAAAAAGGUUUGUGCCUGUGGUGGAUAACUUGAACAGUUGCAGUAUGUAAACAUGAGUGGUGGUGGAAGGUAUACCUGUGGCCAAGUGCAACGCAAUCCAAAGCAACCUGGAGGGAUAGUGAAAGUCUCAGGACACAGGGAGCUAUAUGUAUCGAGCCUCUGCCUCCAGCAUUGGAGUAUGUUGAUCUGGUCUACAUAUUAUUUUAUCCCUAUUCCUUUUAUUAAAAAACUAUAUCAAAAAGAAUUUCUUUAGAGUCCUACAAUUUUCCUACAAGUUGUUUUUGUGUUUUUUUUUCUUGGGGUGACAUCUUUACCCAAGACCAUGAAGCCCCAAACUCUGC
Pristis pectinata (smalltooth sawfish) is the source of this 4716-nucleotide messenger RNA. Its product is annotated as AP-1 complex subunit mu-1. Gene Ontology annotation, cellular component: clathrin-coated vesicle; clathrin adaptor complex. The transcript has 12 exons. The record is from RefSeq and is a predicted model, not a curated record. Gene Ontology annotation, molecular function: clathrin-cargo adaptor activity. Gene Ontology annotation, biological process: intracellular protein transport; vesicle-mediated transport. The coding region runs from base 127 to 1398 and encodes 423 amino acids. Lineage: Eukaryota; Metazoa; Chordata; Chondrichthyes; Rhinopristiformes; Pristidae.